This is a messenger RNA of Paramuricea clavata, 297 nucleotides long. Lineage: Eukaryota; Metazoa; Cnidaria; Anthozoa; Malacalcyonacea; Plexauridae. The record is from the annotation of a GenBank genome assembly.
AUGGCAAAUGGUAAAAUACCUGAUGAUGCAAUCACGGCGUCGUCUACUUAUUCAAACAGUUACACACCUAGCUAUGCAAGACUGACAAGGGAAGAUUCUAGCUGCUCUUGGGCACCUACUGCAGCAGGGCGUAUCGGCUCAUGGCUUCAGGUUGAUCUGGGACAACUUGCCACAGUAACAAAAAUAGCAACCCAGGGAACAUGCUAUAGCCCCAGUGAAUGGACAAAGUCGUACUCGGUUUCAUACAGCACUGAACCCAAUUCAUGGACACCUUACGAAGAAUCAGGGAAUGUAAAG